GCCACACGCGAGUGCCUUCAACUGCUCGGAGGGCACAAAAUCUUGCGGCAAAUUCGCCCUCUCCACCAUCCUCUUCAUAUUAGCUCUGCUGCACAAGCUGCUUCACAGCCCUCUUCUCGUGACUCAUCAUCAUCGUCUCCUCUUCUUCCUCCUCCUCCUCCUUUGCUGCAAAAGAAUUCGGCGAAGUGGGGCAGCACAUUCGUCAGCACAACCUGUUUGCCCUUGUCGACCCUCAGCAGCUCCAGCAUCCUCGAAGCCCUCUUCUGCGCUAGCACACUUCCAAAGAGAGUGAGCUCGAGUAGUGCCGAAACUGCCCCAGCCUCGAUUAUGGCUUGUCGAUCGGCAUACGACUUA
Molecule: messenger RNA, 354 nt
Organism: Striga asiatica
Lineage: Eukaryota; Viridiplantae; Streptophyta; Magnoliopsida; Lamiales; Orobanchaceae
Source: the annotation of a GenBank genome assembly